AUGUCGACUGGUCGUAUGAAUACAGUGGCCAAACCACAGCCUGAAGAUCCGGAAGAGCUAGUGAUUUUAGAAGCUUUACGCUUAACACCGCGUGAACGGGAAAUUAUACUUGAUGUGUUACGGCGUGAUGAAGUAUUAAGGAAACGUAAUCAGCAACGAGUCAUGCGUCUAAAAGCUGAACUACAAGCAUUGAGACGUCGUGGCGCCUUACGACCAACACAAACAACACCACACACAUCUACAGCACCACACAGUGAUUGGGGUGGAGGUGGUUUUGGUGGUCCAACUCCCACUACUACAACUGGACCAACAAGUACAACUGCAGUUUUAGCACCCAAUACUAUCGCACAAGCGGUCUUACGAUCAGAGAAUUCAUGUGCUCGAUGUCGUGUUGAAUUAGGACGAAUUAUUAACCGUGGUGCUAUUUGUCGUACAUGCCGUCAACGUAUUUGUAAAGCAUGUCGCGAAUACUCAUCACGCACCACCGACUGGGUGUGUUGUGUGUGUCAUAAACAUAUGGAGAUUCAGGCAGCGACUGGCGAAUGGAUACAUGAAUUUAAACGCAGAUCAAGUAUACGACGCGAUAGUCGAACGAACAUCAAUUUACAACCGGCAACUGAUAUUAUCAAAAGGACUAUAAGACGUUCAUGGACGAUAUCAAAUCCACAACCGCGAUGGAAUUAUUUACGUGGCUCAAGUGAAUCUCGCCCAUUUAAUAGUUUACCACGCGGUCAAGACGCAGAUUCCUCACCAUCGCCGUUUUCUUUAUUGGCACCACCACAUCAAUCAACUUCAAGAACUUCGUUACCAAGAUCUCCGGUAUCAACAUCGCCAAUUCCAUCACCUAUUCCUUCCCCUUUACUACGAGAGCCUCCUUCAUCACCUCAACCACAAUUAUCACCACGCUUAUUAUCACCGCGCAAUCAUUCACAAGAAUUACGACGAUCAUAUACGGAUGGACAAUCAAUUUAUGUUUCGCCACUGCUACGACAGAGAUCACCAAAACGUGAGCCUUCUCCGGAGCUAUUUAUACGGCCAACAAUUGAAGUGGAUGAUGUAUUAAAGAAACCGCUAAAGUCACCGUCUUGCAGUAGUGGAGGCCGUACUCCACCAAGACGAUCCCCAUUACAAAAAGAAUUUCCUAGAGAAUUUUCAAAUCGUUGUGGACGUAUACUGCCUGAUACAUUAAACAUAUCACAAUCGAAAAUUGAUAAACCCCCACGACGGAUAUCACCGUUAGCAAAAGCUUAUUCAGAAGAACCAAAAAUCGCACCAGAAAGCCCUCAACAUAGACCCGAAUUGAAAUCAUUCUCAUCGCAAGGAUCGCAAGAUUUACCAAAACCGCCAUCGAAUUUACCUCCAUCGAAAUUUUUUCAAGAAAUUGCAAAAAAAAUGGCCACUGAAGCACAAUCGAAAACAAAACCACCGCUUUCACCACAUUUACAAAAUUAUAAACAGCGUACGAAUGAAUUUUUCGAAUGUAUUGAUAGUGUACCAAAAUUUGCACCACGACGAUUAGGUGGUUCGACGACAAGUUUUGAAGAAGUUGUAAAAGCUGUUUUGGAACGAAAAGCCGCGCAUGAGGAGAAAAGUGCAUCGUUUGAGAAACACGUUUCGUUCGAAAGUAGUGACCCGACAUCAUCGCGAAAAAAUUCGAUGUUAUACGAAAAAGAUGACACAAAAAUGAAAUCCGAAAGUUAUUUGUUAAAAUCGAGUGAUGUUCCAAGUACUCGAAUUCAUUCAAAUACGCCGAACGAAACGAAAAUCAAAUCGUAUUCAACUGAUGAUAAACGUUAUCAACCGUUUAAUACCUUAUCGAAUUUAAAAAGUGAUUCUGAUCCAAAUACAACGGGGGCGCAGGAAGAUUUGUCCGUUGGUGAUGAUGAAGGUGAUGUCGAAGUUUUAAGUGGUACACUAUUUAGAAAAGUUACAGUGAAAAGACGCCGUCAAGAAAUGAAAAAAGCAUCUGCUAUAGAUAAUGGAACUUCAAUUACACCUGGACUCUCACCUUCAUCGACGAAUUCCCGUUAUCAUCAUCGACGUACUCAUAAACGCAGUACAACACAUUUUUACGAUCAAAAUCAACCACGCAACAGUAGCGAGCAUUUUAGUGACUUAUUAUCGACAAUUGAAUUGGAUUCAAUAGCCACGUCAACGGGGGGACGAAUAUUAUUACCUCCUCCGGAUGGUGAAGAUUAUAAGUUAGUAUUUAUAAGUUCGGCGUCAGAUAGUUCAUCCUCAUCAAAAGAAGAAGAGACCGAAGAAGAAGAACAUGAAGCCGACGACGAGGACUUUCCUGAUAGCUGCUCAAAUUUCUCCUCACCGAAACCAACAAUACUUGUGGAUGAAUGUGAUUGGGACUAUUUUGACACCUCCUUUAUAAAUACAACAAUGUCAACCCAACAAUCGACGCGUACAUCAAUGUUGCAUCAUUAUUGGACAUGGAAUUCACCAUUUAAUUCUCCACGUCGAUAUUUAACCCCAUCACCCCCGAUUCUUGGAUCCCCACGUAAAUCAUCCCGUCGUGGAGAAAUAAGUGAUACAGGCACUGAUGAAGAUUCUGUAUCUCGUUUAGGAGAAUCCUCAUCCGAAUCCUCAAAUUCAGUUGGAUUUCGUCGGAAAAAAAUUCCGGAAGAAUCAAAUCAAAAUUGUUGUGCAAUAAAUUGUCAAAAUUGUGGCGGAGCUGUACCACAAAAACAAUACAUUCCAAUACCAGUUCCUGUACCAAUUCCGGUACCAAUUCCAACGUUAUGGAAUCCAAGUGAUUCAAUUAUAUUGUAUAAUCCAGAUUCAACAAUGGAUUCGCAAUUACAAUUACGUUUACAAAAUAUACAAGAAAAUUCAGCAUCAUCAAACGGUAUCUGGCUAUGGCCUUAUUGUAAUAAAAAUUUAGUCGAGAAUCCAUUCGCUACAAUACAAAAUAUUAUGAAUCCGAGUACCAGUCAUACUGACUAUCAAACAAUGAUAAGCGCUGAUAAGAGCCAAAGUACUACCAGUUAUCAACCUGAAACUACAAUUACACAAAAUAAUAUUGACGAGCAGAAUGGGAAUACUGAUCAGAGUCAGCAAACGCCGACAUCAAGUGAGGUGAAAAACGAGGAAUCUAAUCCAGAAACUAUGGAAGUUAUUCCACAACCAAAUGAACUAAGUGGUUAUUUAAAUUCAGAAAAUAAUAAUUCAGCUAGUUCUGAAAACGAUUCAGAAUCGUCAUCAUCAUCUGAAGGUUCAAAUCAUAAUAAUGUACAAAGAAGACGUCGUACUGUACAGCGAACAUAUAAUGUAACGCCAGGUGUUGAUGGGGAUAAUAAACGCUUCAGUGAUGAUGCGUUACCGAGCUCGUCCGUUGAAAUGGAAUCAUCAUCAGCAUCAUCAGAUGGUGAGCAUUCGUCAUCACCAUCAGACGAUGGUAUUAUCAAUGAUCAUAGUGAUAAUGAAAUUGUAUCAUCAUCCUCAACAGAUGAUGAAACUGAUAGUGAUGAUACAGGAACAGUUGCUGAUCGUAAAUCAUCAAAACGUUUCUCACAUGUAUUUGUAGUGAACACAACAAAUAAUUCAUCAUCAUCUUCUGAUAAUUUAUCAUCAAAUAAUUCUGAAACGUCUUCUGAUAAUGAUACUGAUACUGAAAAAGAUUGUUUGAAUUGUGUAUUAAAUUCUAUACGUGCAUUAUCGGAAUCUGAUAAUGAGAAAGACAAUGAUAUUAAACAAGUUGAGGAUAAUUCAUGUGUGUUAAAACAAUUUAAAUUAUUAAGUGAGGAUGAUUAUUUCAGUGAUAAUAAUAAACCAACAUUAUCUAUGAGUGAAAAUCAAAGUGAUACAGCCUCAUCUACAAGUAAUACAGAAAAUAUACCGGAACUUACCUUAAGUGAUAAUAAGGAAAAUGUAAAUGAAAGUGCAAUAUCAUCAGUAAAUAAUCAAAAAAAUAUGCAAGCAUUAGUAGUGAGUAAUAAUCAAAGUGAUAAUACGGAAAAUGUACAGCAGACAAUGAGUGAUAAUACAGAAAAUACGAAUAAGUGUGCUGAAAAUAUGUUACAAUUAAAAAUGAGUGAUAAUACAGAAAAUAUAACAGCUAUAAUGAGUAAUACAGAAAUAUUGCAGGAAUUUAUAGUAAGUGAUAAUCAUAAUGAUAAUACAGAAAAUAUGAACCAAUUUGAAAUAUCAUCAAUGAAUACAGAAAAAAUUAAUGAUACUAAAACACCGCUAUUAUUGUCAGUAAGUGAUAAUGAAAAUAUUCUAGAAAUUAAAGAAGCAUCCUCAUUAUCAGUGAGUGAUAAUGAAAAUAAUCAAGAAACACAACUUGCUACAACGUUAUCGGUGAACGAUAAUGUAAGUAAUAAUAGUAAACAAACAGUAAAAUUAAGUGAAAUAUUAAAAGAAAAACAUACAAAUAAAAAUAAAUCACGUGUUAUCGCUGAAUGUGAUUUAACAUCAACAACAUUAUCAAAUUGUAAUAAUUUAACGACGAUAAACGAUUUAAUUGACAACAAUGAAAAUGAUAUAUCACGUGUUAUUGCUGAAUGUGAUUUAACUGUAAAAAAUGAUAAUAAUUUAACAACAAUUAAUAAUAACAAUGGUGAUUUGAAUGACGACAAUGAAAUAAAUAUUAAAUGUCUGACAUCAAUAAUCCCCCCUGUAUCUGGUGUUGUUACCUCUGUUGAUAGCUCUGCCGCUGAUGGUGGGGGCAGUAUGAAUAGCACACUACAGAAUACAAACACAGGUGUUAGUGGAACGGACUGUGCUGUGAGUCGAACAGACACAAUACAGUUGUCAACAGUAUUACAACAACAACCGGCGGUUAAUAGUGCACACAGUGGCGGUUCUUUAACCAGUGACGAACAAUUAACAAAUAAAUGCAAUGUUGCCGCCACAACAAAAUAUACAAGUUUAGUCAUGAUUACACAAGAAACAAGUGCAGGUACUAGUGAUAACACUACAACUACAAGUUAUCCAUCAUCAUCACAAGUGAGUGUGAUAACAAGUGAAACAACACGUUUAAUAUCGAACGAUCAACAACAAAGUGAUGAAGUGAUUGUACAUCAUACGAACUGGGAGAGUGAUGAUAAAAUUGAUGAGUUUAAUGAUAACAGUGAUAAUAGUGUGUUAUUAUCAUCACCAGAACCAAAUAGUUUGUCAGGGUAUUUUAUCACUUUAGAGAAUAAUAAUAAUCAAACAACACGAAAUCAACGACGUCCAGUGAUAAUACAACGUAAAAGUGAUAAUGAUGAUGAUGAUAAUGUGACUGUUGUAACUGGGGCUGAUACGUUAUCAGCAGUGAUUUGUUUAGAAGAAGGUUUAGCUGAUGAUGAUUCAUGGGUAGAAGAUAUCAGUCAUGAUGAGGAAGAAUUCGCAUCAACAACUCCUACUACGACUACUGCUGAAGAGGAUGAUGAUGAAUCAUCAGGAUGUGAAGAUUCAACUGCAUUGGCUACCACUGCAAUAUGUACAUCAAUGAUUGAUCGUGAAGAAGAGUUGCGCGGCUAUCAUCGAAGUGCAAUCGAUUUCACUUUACAUACAAUUGUUGAAGAAAGUUGCGAAGACAGUGAAGUUGAAUCAAUAUCCAAGCAAAAGAAAUUAGGAAACCGUCCACAUUCUGCUACAGAUUUAGAGAAAUAUUUCUUUUAUGGUCUAGCAGAAAACGUCAAUGGCGCAGGCUCUGAAACAAGCAGUUUAUAUAGUGAAAGUAUUGAUUCAUUACCACCUGGAGGACUUCCAAAUAUUGAAGACGAUAUACAAAAUAAUGAUAUACCAGAGGAUGAUUUCGAAGUGGAACAACAUGAUGAUUUAUCGGAUCACCUGUCAGCAUCACGAUUGGAAAAAUACUUUUUAUCGGGUUUUAUGGGAUUUACACCAGAACGUCGUGAUUCAGACGGAAGUGGUGGAAGUGUGGGAAGUGAUAGUGAAGGUGGCCGCCCAAGUCCUGAACAACGUAGAAAACGGUUAGUUCGUGCUCGUGGUACGGGACGAUCUCAUUCAUCAUCGUUGGAUAAUUUAUUGACAAAUCCUGAGUUAUCACAAGAGCUAUCCACAUCUAGUUUAUCAUUACCACAACAAAAUGAAACUCAACUUGACUCAGAAGGCUCGAGUACUGAAACUGACACACAUGAUGAAGGUACACAACCGUCGAGUUUCGAUAAAUUAGAAGGACAAUUUGAUACAGUAAAACGUAAGAAAUGUAAAAAAUCCAACCAUCAAAAACCAUCUUCAGAUUCAUUACCUCAAUCCGGUGGGGAUGAUUUGAAUGAAGAUGAUAAUGACGAUAGUAAAACUCCUCAGCCUGAACUUAAUGAUUCACAUAAGCAAAGUCGUGAUAGUGGAUUUGUGGGUAGUUGUGAUGAUUUAAUGAAAGAUCAACGAAGUCUGAGCGAAACACCUCAAACCACAGCCGUAAUCGAAGCUCAAACGCAGCUUAAUUCAAGCAACGAAAAUAUUACAACGAAUUUAAUAGUUAAGGAUCAUAUAGAAGACAAUAAAAAUGUACAAAAGAAAGUUGAAAGUUUCCCUCCAGCCACAUCUUUAACACGCAAGGAUAGUUUUAAUAACUGGAGCUCGGAUGAGGAAACAAAUUUAAUGAUGUCCAAAAUGCGUCAAUUCUUCAAGACAAUGGUAGCAAAUACUCAACAAAAGCCGUCCACAACGGUUGUAUGCACAGCAGCAGUUACUUCAAAACCAACUACUCCAAUUUUGAAUAAAAGCCCACGAUUAUUAAAAUCUCGAGGACAAAAACCUCCUCAGCUCAUAUACUUCGAAAAUGAGCUAACACGGUUAAUGAAAACUGUUCCAGGAAUUCGUGACGAUCAAGUCCGAGAAAUAGUUGAAUACUUAAGUAGCGAAGAUACGUGGAGUGAUUCUUAUGAUUCUUCGGAUUAUACAAGCUCUGAUUUAGAAGGUGCAGUUGCCGGUAACCGAAAAUCCGCGUUGCAACAAGAGAUCUCAGAUAGUUGUCAACAAAUUAUUAAUAAAUUUGAUACUAAUUCACCUCCACCAGCGGUUCCAGGUGAUCAAGAAGGGGACGAAGGAGAUGGUGGCAUUGUUGAUGAAACUGCACACAGUUUAAAUCGUGAAACUGCAUUUGUAUAUCAAAAAUUAAUUGCAUCAUUUAGUAAAAUGGCAGCUGGGGAUCAAGCACAAGAUCCCAAACAAAACAAUUCACCUCCAUUAAUUGCAAAAGUUAUGCAUCAUAUUGGAAGUAGAUUGGUAGCAUUAAUGCAUGAAGUAUCGAGUGGAGAAUCACACGCUAGCAAUAGUCCAAAAAUUGUACAUAGAUAUCACCGAAAACUACAGCAUAAGAUAUCUUCAGGCUCAACAACUACUACUGAAGAUGAUGAUAGUACGUCAGAUAAUCCUGAUACAGGUGCAGAAAGUUAUUCGGUGCUACCACGUAGCCGUUCUCACGAUUUAUUGUUAAGCGAAGCACGUAUAUUAGGACAUCACCAGUCGACAGAAAAUACGACCGACGAUCGUGAUCGUGAAACAAGUAGUGAUUAUGAGCGAUUCAGUUGGCGUGGUAGUUUCGAAUCUGCGUUAAUGGCAACUCAUGACUCCCGAACUAAACUAACUUUAUUAUCAGGGGACAACUCUUCUUCGGCUUCAUUAGCAGCAAAACGUCGAUCGGCAGGUGAUUUAUUAUUUAACAGUCAUAAAACGUGUAGUCGUGAACAAUUAGAUCGUGUGCGCUCGUGUGGAAGUAUAUGUGAGGAUAAAAGUUGGGUUACAACACCUACGAAACCAUCACGACGUCGUCGAUCAAGCGUGCCAGAUGCAACACGUGGCGACGAAGAUAGUGCGAAUCAUUCGAACGAUGACGAUGACGACCAUGAGUCGUCACGUUCAACUUUACCUAGAAGUUUACAAACAAUUGGUACUGCAAGUUCCAACUCUUUACCACGAUUACCACUUGGUGGAAGCAGUGGUGGUGGAAGUGGGGUACAACAUUUUAUACAAAAUAAUAAUAAUGUAAAAAGUGCACGAUAUCGACCACCAGGAUUUAAUACGUUUCGAUCAACGAAUAAUUCAACGAAUAGUAGUGUUAGUUCUGUGUCAAACUCAGUGCCUACAUCGAAUGGUCCGAAACGUGCUGUGUCCGCUCCAGGUUUACAAUUAGCUGGUGUGACACAAACGCGACGUGAUUCUCGUGGCAGACGUAUUAUUUCAACAUCAGGAGAUGAUAUUAGUUUAUCAGAAUUAAAUACAUCACCAUUAUUGAUCAGACCACGAAGCGGGAGCAGUAAAAGUGCAACACCUAGUCCAGCACCAAGUAAUCGAUCUCGAGGUCAUAGUUCGGUGUCAAGUGCUGAAUGGCCAGCAUCGACAGAAGAUGACAUCGAUCGACUUGUGGCUAUACAUCAAAGUAAAUCUGGACUUUCAACACUUGGGGGACGAUCUGAUUCAUUAGCCAGCGUAUAUUCAGGAGCUGGCGAUGGUCGAUACGGCCAUGUGACUGUUCGAGGACAAGUUGAAUUUGGUUUGCAAUAUAAUUAUAAAGCUGGUGCACUUGAAAUUCAUGUGAAACAGUGUCGUGAUCUGGCACCAGUCGAUACAAAACGUAAUCGAUCCGAUCCAUACGUUAAAGUAUAUUUAUUACCCGAUAAAUCGAAGAGUGGUAAACGAAAAACAAAAGUGAAAAAGCAUACGUUAAAUCCGAUAUUUGAUGAAACAUUAAAAUUCCAUAUGACAUUAAAUAGUUUAGAAACACGAACGUUAUGGCUAACCGUUUGGCAUUCGGACAUGUUUGGACGUAAUGAUUUCUUGGGUGAAGUCAUGAUGGCUUUAGAAAAUAAAGUUUUCGAUGAUCCUACACCACAAUGGUACACAUUACAAGAGCGAACGGAGCCGUAUGACGAUUUAAUGUCAUACAAAGGUGACAUUAUUGUUGGUUUGAAGUUUGUACCGCCUGCACCCGAUAUGGCUGUCUCGAAAAAAGGCAAACGUUCCAAAGGUGCUUUACAUAUUUUAAUCAAAGAAGCAAAGAAUUUAACUGCUGUCAAAGCUAAUGGUACUUCAGAUCCAUUUUGUAAAACUUAUCUCUUACCUGAUAAGGGACGAAGUUCUAAACAAAAGACAUCGAUACAACGGCGAACAUGUAAUCCAACAUGGAAUUGUACAUUUAUAUACGAUGACGUUAGUUUACAAGAAUUAGCUGAACGAUCCUUGGAGCUAACAAUAUGGGAUCAUGAUCGCCUGGCAAGCAAUGAAUUUUUAGGCGGUGUGCGAUUCUCUUUAGGUACAGGAAAAAAUAAUGGAAAAUCCGUUGAUUGGAUGGAUGCAACUGGUAAAGAACUAACAUUGUGGCAAGAUAUGUUAAAUCGACCCAAUUUUUGGGUAGAAGGAUGUGUACCAUUACGAGCAUCAUUAGAAAAUCGUAUUUCCUAGCAGAAAGCAUAUUUUAAUGUUGCUUAUGAAAUUACUGAGGAUAGUGAUGAUUUUUUUAUCUAAAAAAAUGUGAUGCGAGUGGCCAAUUUGGAAAUGACAAGAAUUUUUAUCAGGUUUGGAAAGUGAAGGAAAUUAUAUUUUAGAGGCAUUUUUAUAAUAAGAUGCCCAAACCAAAAAGAAUCGGAUAGAGGGGAAAGUUUUUUUGCUAAAAGAAACGUUAGCAGGUUUUGCAGUUGUGGAAUCAACGAGAUACGGUUUGCAAUACGAAUCUCGGUGCAGUACAGAAGAAUGAUAAUAACAAUCUAUAAUUUUUAUGCUUAUGUACUAACGUUGCUUUCCAAGGACUACAAGUUAUUUUGUCUCUAUCCUAUUCUCUUUGAUGCCUUCUAGAAUAACUGUUCAAAAAAUCUCUUUAUAUAAAUGUUAAACUAGUUGUAAGUAAAUAAGUUUUAUACCCCCUCUCUUCACAUUUAUUGUGUAUUUUCAAAAUUGUGUUCCUUAUUAUCAAUCAGGUUCAAUUUCUAUAAACUGAUUGAUUUCAUUGUAAAAUAUAAUUAUAAUAUUUGCACACUGGAAUUUGAGCUGAAUCCAAAAGUACUAAAAAUAUUGUUGUCACUUUUUAAACAUAACAAAGUGAUUCAAAAUUAUUAAUGUACAUGUGUUGUAAUUGAAUAAUUUUGUAACCAAAUUGAAAGUAGCAUAGAUUUCUACAAAUAGAAUUAAAAUAAAUGUUUAAUGCCACAAAAGUUUAUUUCUUCGUAGAAUAGAUUUGGUGAUAAUUUUACCUAAUAAGCUCUUUUGAUGACGACAGUUUAUAUGAAGAGCUAAAAGCAAGUUUCAUAUUAUUUUAUGUUACACGGAAUUUUAGAAUCGUAGCCCAUAUGUAUAAGGAAUAUGUAAUAAUGUUAUGGCCUACAAAAACGAAUUGGUUUUAAAUAGGAAUGUUGGGAAAAUUGUAUAUCCGAUUCUUUCUGAUUGAUUUCCAAUUUCUUUCAAGAGAAAAGCUUUGGUAGUUUUUUACUAGAGUACUGCAUGUGCUUUAUAGGUUCUACCAAAUUCAUAAACUUAAAUAUAAAAGCUUAAAACAUUCUGCCAUUCUUAAUCCAUCGACUAUAGAUGGGGAUUUUGAAUCCUCAGUCCAUGGAUCACAGUCAAAGAGAAUGAUUCAACAUAAUAUGAAACUUACUGGAACAGACUACAGGCCUUGAGGUUGAAAAUUAGUAAUCUGAAUGGGAAUCCGGAAAUUGAACAUUGCCGAAUUUUGUAGUAUUAUAAUUGAAAUUCCAUUUGUAGAAUUCUGUAUCUACUUCCAAUUAAAUUUACUUAUAAGAUUUGAAAUAAUUAAUAAAAAUUGUUGGUAUGUAUUUAAA
Molecule: messenger RNA, 10736 nt
Organism: Chrysoperla carnea
Lineage: Eukaryota; Metazoa; Arthropoda; Insecta; Neuroptera; Chrysopidae
Product: serine-rich adhesin for platelets-like
Exons: 10
Coding region: 1-9366 (3121 amino acids)
Biological process (GO): exocytosis; intracellular protein transport
Cellular component (GO): exocytic vesicle; plasma membrane
Molecular function (GO): neurexin family protein binding; small GTPase binding
Source: RefSeq, a predicted model, not a curated record